CACUCAAUAAUUCCGUCUGAAUAUUUGGGUUGGCUGGAGAUUUCUCUAUUGUAGAUUCUUUGUAAUAUUUAGUGUUUAGAAAUUGUAAUUAUUGUACAAAAUGUUAACUAAAAAUCUCGUGUCAAAGGCCUUGCUGAUACGAACUCUAAAAAAUAUAGGAGAAAACGCGAAACAGACUAAAAGAAACGCAGGCCAUGGCGUGUGGUCAUAUCGCGUUCCGCCGCCAACGCCAUCCAAAAGAGCAAUCAUUGGGUCCAACAUAAUAGGAGGAUUAUGUUGGUGGUGGAUACUUUACCAUGUGGCGACUGAACCAGAACAUAUAUAUGGUGAAUGGCCAUACAUUGAUCCUAGCACAUACACUGAUGAGGAAUUGGGUAUUCCUCCAGACUCUGCUGGUCCUCUUAAGUAGUCAAUCAAUGAACAAUGCAUGAAUUAUAUUAGUUUGAAAUUGUUGAUGUAUAAAAAUAAAGUAUUUAUGAUUUCAAAUAGUGGUUUUAAAAAUGUAAGUCUUAUUUACCUACUAGAACAAUUUGUAAAAUGUAGGUAUAGGAAGGCUAUAUAAUGCUAUCUGAAAUUCUCACAGGUGUGAACUUGAAUUAUUACUGAAUGAAAAAACUUUAAACAAAAUCCUUUCGUAUUAUAAAACCAAGUCCUCUGCCAUGUCUGUCUUUUCACAAUAAA
Molecule: messenger RNA, 681 nt
Organism: Plodia interpunctella (Indianmeal moth)
Lineage: Eukaryota; Metazoa; Arthropoda; Insecta; Lepidoptera; Pyralidae
Product: NADH dehydrogenase [ubiquinone] 1 beta subcomplex subunit 2, mitochondrial-like
Exons: 3
Coding region: 101-409 (102 amino acids)
Biological process (GO): mitochondrial respiratory chain complex I assembly
Cellular component (GO): mitochondrial inner membrane
Source: RefSeq, a predicted model, not a curated record